CUGGCUGCUGAGGCUCGCAGUUCCUGAGAGAUAAAGGAAUUGCCUUGGACUCAGAAGGGAGUUACCAGCCCAGGAACAGCCUGCAUUCCAGGGCAAACUGAGCUCUCUUGCUGCACUCAGGAUGACUCCAAAAGCCACACCAGGUCCAAAUGUGGUGCUGGCUAACAUUUCUUUUCUUGUAACUGCAUCUCAGCUCAACCUCUCCUCAAAUCUGCUUCCUUAAACACUGGCAGAUGUGACUCUUGGCUAAGUACUCCCCAAUAAACUCUCUACACAUAAUUCUCUGCCUCAGAGGUGCUUUUCCAAGGAGUCCAAAUUAAUACUAUGGUAAUUGCCUACAUGUCAUUUGUUAUGUGCCAAGAACGCUUUUUAAGUGCUUUACAUUCCUAAACUCAUGCAAUCUUUUUACAAAAUUCUUGUGUAGUAGGAAGCAUUAUUAUCUGUAAGAUCACAAAACUGCUCACCGGUAGAGCCAGGAUGUAAAGCCAGGAUUGUGAGUCCAUUUUCUUAACCACGGAGUCUCCCUUGUGAGAUUAAAUAUAUUGAGCAUUGUUUUUUACAAAAAAAUUUAAAAUAAAAUAUACCAAGAUAUGUACAGAGGUCUGGAAGAAAGAAAGCACAGCAUGUUUGAAGCAAUGAAAGAAAUCCAGUUGGCCCAUGGAAAGGUCAAAGAAAUAGGCAGAGAGAGGCCAUUAGAUAUGACUUUUAUCUUAGUUCAGUAAAAGGCCUUUUUUCGGGGUAGGGGGAAGAUUUUAAUACAAGUCCUCUGACUGAGCUUACUGAAUACCAUAGUGGCCUACUCAAGAAUCCAUAAACGUUUUCUCUGACAAGUUACAAAGACAGUUGUCAAGAAAUAAUGGUCUGGCCUUAUAAAUGAUAUUGGAGUGCAAUGCUUUGGUGUAUCAAGCCAGCUUUUGUGGUUUCAAGGUGCUGGUCUACUUCCCAGAUGCCUACCUAACUAAACUUCUUUAAGCGUUCCAAAUGAGGACACAAGUUUCUCUAAAACAUCCUAUAUUCUGAAUGGUCAUUCCCUUUUGUGGUACUAGCUGGCUGACUAUUCCUGUCAACGAUCUUGAAUGCCUUUUUCUCUUCACUGAUCCCUACCUAAUGUCAAGUAAUCCUGGAACAUAUAAUCCUAGCUCUAAAAUUGGACCUAUUUAGUCAGGCAUGCCUAACCUCUUUCAAGGCCUCUAAUUAUCACUAAAGCUGGCAGCUCUCUCUAAUAUGUGAUAUUUUAUCUCCCUCUAUAUUGGGUAGCUCUCUCAUGACCUGUAGUCAGCCAUGGUCCUCCUACUGCACCAGCCAUCAGGGUCAAGGGUCAAGUCAAUAGAUGAUUCCAUGGCAGUUAGCAGCCCUGACAGCAGGGCAGGCCACAUAUAGGAGUAGUGGGGGGUGGGAUUUAUCUUCUUUGGUCCACAGGCUUUAUCAGCUCUGCCCCUGCCAAUACCUCAGCAAUCACUAAAAGUUUAGAUUUUGCUCUUCCUCUUGUGAAGAAAUAAUCAAAUCAGAGAAGAGCCAUCUGAGAUGUUGGUGGUGGUCUCGGCUUGAAAUCCCCAUUCACAAUGGGGAACAUGUCACCCAGAGGUAUCCAGGCCACCAACAUGGUCUUCUCCUCCUGGGCCUUAGUCUUCUUGGCCAUAGGAAUCAUCAUGGAAGAAUGGGUUGAACUGACAUUGGAAACAAAGAAAAAUACAGUAAGCCACAGUCCCUGGAUAUGUUGCACUACUCUUUGGCCAGAAGAUGGCCUGGAAGUGGUCAGGACCAUGAUGAUUUUGGUUCUCAUCCUUUCCUUCAUCCAUAACUUGUUCCUGGGUUUGGAAUCCACCUACCUGAUUCCUCAAACUAAACAUACCCUCUUCAUCGCUGUCUUCCUCAGUUUCUUUACAGGAGUCCUCUCUCUCCUACAGUACAAACAAUCCAUCAAGAGCUUUGCCUGCCUGACCAUCCUCCGUACAUCCAGCAGAGAAAUUAAGGACAGACAGGAGUCUGAGAGUUCUAUCAAAGUUAUUUCCUUACCAGAACAGCCCGCAAUGCUUCGUAGUACUGUUCACACAAAGGAAGAUUUUCCAAACAGAGCACACAUCCAAACACGUCGUGUAACCUGGGCUGUAUGAUUUGACAAUGUAUCUUUCAGUGUGUGCUUGUCUUAAUAGAAACAACGUUGUGUGUAUGUGCAUUGUGUCUCUACAGCCGUGGUGUCUUUGUUUGGCAUUAUUUAAUGCAUGUGACUGGGUUAGGGUCUGUAAGAAGAUCCGGAAGGUGGUUUUUUCAUUUUUAUUUAUUUUUUUUCGAUCCUGACCUGUUGAACAGUUUCUUUUAUUUGUUCUCACCAUUUAAUAACAUUUGUUAUUCAUUUAAUAAAUAUUAUCAUUAACUAAUACUUGCUGUAUUGUUAACUCUAUACAUCACACUUAUUUUAUUGUGAAAUAUUUCAGACAUUCAGAAAGAAUACAAAACAUGAUAAACAUCUGUGCACACAUCACUCAGCCUUAUGAAAUUUUACAAUUAUGCCCUAUUUGCUUUAGAUGUUUUCAAAUUAAAUUUAUAGACAAAACGGAUGUUCCUCUAAAAAGUUCCCUAAUC
Molecule: messenger RNA, 2583 nt
Organism: Herpailurus yagouaroundi (jaguarundi)
Lineage: Eukaryota; Metazoa; Chordata; Mammalia; Carnivora; Felidae
Gene: TMEM225
Product: transmembrane protein 225
Exons: 3
Coding region: 1563-2114 (183 amino acids)
Biological process (GO): negative regulation of phosphatase activity
Source: RefSeq, a predicted model, not a curated record